This is a messenger RNA of Zingiber officinale, 1056 nucleotides long. RefSeq names its product protein G1-like4. Gene Ontology annotation, cellular component: nucleus. The coding region runs from base 290 to 940 and encodes 216 amino acids. The transcript is spliced from 2 exons. Gene Ontology annotation, biological process: mRNA transcription; response to light stimulus. Lineage: Eukaryota; Viridiplantae; Streptophyta; Magnoliopsida; Zingiberales; Zingiberaceae. The record is from RefSeq and is a predicted model, not a curated record.
UCUCCCUCUUUCUCUCUCUGUUUUUUUCUUUUGCCCUCUCAAUUCAUCCGUCAUUGGUGAACAAUACAAAAAGGCCAGAUCCCUGAACCAGAAGAUGGUGAUAAUAUGAAGGAAUUCCCUCUUCGCACACCAUCACCAUCUCCUUCAACCUUAAGUACCCCAAGCACGCUUUCCCAAACUCUCACUUGUUUUCCUCCGGCGACGAAGCAAACUGCAGUUGAUCGAUUAAGCUUGGACGAUUGGGAAGCAUGGAUAGAUAUUGAGAGGCAAGUACAAGAUCUGCGUUGAUAUGGAGUUUCUACCAAACCCAGAUAGCCCCGCUGGCUCCAACAAUAGCGGCGGUGGCGGCGGCGGCGGCGGAGGAGGAGGUGGUGGCGGUGGCCCUGUGAACUUGGUGACAGUGGUCGCGGCCUCUUCCUCCUCCUUGGUCUCGGUGGCAGCUGUCGGCGCGUCGUCGUCGUCGUCUUCCCCUCCCUCGCUGAGCCGCUACGAGUCGCAGAAGCGGCGGGACUGGAACACGUUCGGGCAGUACCUGCGGAACCACCGGCCGCCGCUGUCGCUUUCGCACUGCAGCAGCGCGCACGUACUUGAGUUCCUGCGGUACCUGGACCAGUUCGGGAAGACGAAGAUCCACACCCACGUGUGCCCCUUCUUCGGCCACCCCAACCCGCCGGCACCCUGCCCCUGCCCGCUCCGCCAAGCCUGGGGCAGCCUCGACGCCCUCAUCGGCCGCCUCCGCGCCGCCUACGAGGAGAACGGCGGCAAGCCGGAGACCAACCCCUUCGCCGCCCGCGCCGUCCGCCUCUACCUCCGCGAAGUCCGCGAGCUCCAGUCCCGUGCCCGCGGAAUCAGCUACGAGAAGAAGAAACGCAAGAAACAGCAGCAGCAGCAGCAGCAUCAAGACCCUCCGCCGCCGCCCCCUGCGCCGGCAGCUGCCUGAUCGAUCGCCAAUCUACGCUAAGACGACUCCCCUGAAUUCAUCCUAUUAAUUAAAUAUUCAAGUAGCUUGUGUGUGACCUUGAAUCACUUAAUUAUCAUUAGUUUAUGUUCUCUUUC